Messenger RNA from Amoebophrya sp. A25, 177 nucleotides. The record is from the annotation of a GenBank genome assembly. NCBI's taxonomy places the organism in Eukaryota, Dinophyceae, Syndiniales, Amoebophryaceae.
CGAAUACCUCGAACAGUUGUCAGAGGAAGGCAAUUCUGGUUCUGUUGUUUGGAUCCUGCAGAAGCACUGUCAGAAUUUCACAGUGCCAGCUGGUAGUGAAAGAGCCUGUUCACCUGGCAGGAUUCGCUUUGAAUACGAAGGAAGUGAAAAGAUAAAUCGGACGAGUGAAACUUCGAG